Saccostrea cuccullata (small rock oyster) is the source of this 3350-nucleotide messenger RNA. Its product is annotated as GPI inositol-deacylase-like. Gene Ontology annotation, cellular component: endoplasmic reticulum. Lineage: Eukaryota; Metazoa; Mollusca; Bivalvia; Ostreida; Ostreidae. The transcript has 27 exons. The record is from RefSeq and is a predicted model, not a curated record. Gene Ontology annotation, biological process: GPI anchor metabolic process; endoplasmic reticulum to Golgi vesicle-mediated transport. Gene Ontology annotation, molecular function: phosphatidylinositol deacylase activity.
UAUUUCUAGAGAGGGCUAUUUUGUUUAACGUAAGCCGGGAAAAUGGCGAUACUCACCAAACUUCUGUACUCAGCAGUUUGCAUUGCUGUCAUAUUAUACGGCAUUAUAGAUGUCCUUACAAAUUAUGAACAGAAUAAAUGUCAUAUGACGUUCAUGUUCGAACAACCGGAAUAUUUGGAGAUUCCCCUAAGCAAGCCUAUUAAAGAAAAGUUUCCUCGAUACAACUUGUAUGUAUAUGGUGAAGGAGUUUAUGCCAGAAACCUGGAGAAGAUGAAUUUUCAAGGCAUUCCAGUUUUAUUUAUACCUGGAAACUCAGGCAGCCAUAAGCAAGCCCGUUCUCUAGCAUCUGUGUCCCUCAGAAGAGCCAUGGACAAGAGAACAUACUUCUUCUUCAACUAUUUCACAGUAGAUUUUAAUGAGGAUUUAACUGCGCUCUUUGGUGGUGUACUUCAAGAUCAAACAGAGUUUGUUCACACUUGUAUAAAGAAAAUCCUGAGACUGUACAAGAAUGCUGAGAACAAACCGUCCACAGUUUUAUUGGUUGGUCAUUCUAUGGGAGGAAUGAUUGCCAGAGCUUUGUUUACUUUACCUGACUUUGAUCACAAACUUGUCAACACCAUUAUCACGCAGUCCACCCCUCAUCAAAUUCCAGUGUUGUCUGUAGACUCCUAUAUGGCCAGUUUCUACAGGAGAGUCAACAGCUACUGGAGGGAGUAUGGUGCCACCAAUCUAAGUCAUGUGACGGUGGUCUCCACCGGCGGUGGCCACAGAGAUUACCAGGUCCGCAAUGGACUCAGCUCACUCAAGGGGAUCAUUGAUCCAUCAAGAGGGAUCAGCUCAUCAACCAUUUCCAUGCCAAAGGCUUGGGUCUCCACGGAUCAUCUUUGUGCUGUAUGGUGUAAGGAAGUUGUCAUGGCAACAGUGAGAGCAAUAUUUGAUAUUGUGGAUACAUCUACCAAUCAGAUUUCUACAGAAGCAGAUCGUAGAAUGGACGUCUUUCGUCAUUACUUCCUGUCCCACUCUGGAGCCAAAAGAUACACAAGGACCUGGACAAAGGAAAUCACGUUAGAUCCUACAGCCACAUGGAUGAUGGAGAAUGAUCUCACUUGGGAAUUUGCAAGGGACAAGGUGAAAGAUCCGACCUAUAUAUCUGUUCCCAUUGUCAGAGAAAGGGAGGACACUUUUGUAGCAGUGUCAGACAUUGAUGCAAGUGAUUGGAUUUGUGUCUGCAAGAGUGAAACUGGAGAUGGCAGAUGCAAAAAAUGUAAGAAUUUAUCAAAAAAUGGAGAAGCCAUUCCACCAAGUGACUCAGGAAGAAAGGUUAUACAUAUCAACUUAAAGAAACACAAGUCAAUGACCCACCUUGUUAUUAUAGUCCCAAGGACACAUGAAAAGGUAGAGGUGAUGGGAGACAUUUAUCGUAGAGACGACAGACACCUGAGUUAUCGAAUGCCUGGUUUUAUGGACAUGCUGAUGACCUACCCUGAGAGCGUGACCCAGGGGACCGGGAUCCUCACCCUCUUCAAUGACACCCUUUUCUAUGACCUUCACCUUCUUAAUAUGGAUCUGACUCUCAAGGCCUUUACUGUGAAACUUGAGCCAAGAAAAUGUUCCUCAGCUAAACCAGAUUUACAUGAUGGUUAUAUGAUGAAACUCCAUGUCCCAGGCAGUAAUGAAGACACUAUCUCAUUUAACAAAUUAAGUGAGACUGGGUAUCUUCCACUGAAGCUACAGAGUGGUAGCAUAGAUAACAGUAAGGAUGUGGAACUUAAAGUGUAUACAGACCCCACAUGUUCCUACCAACUCAUGAUAUUAGUAUCACCUGUACAAAUGUUAGGGCAGUUUGUUCGUUUCUAUGGAACCUUGUUGCCUGCUUUUAUGGUGGCUGUCCUAUUGAUGGGAGUUGUGCAUCAACUCAGAUGUAUGGCAAAAGAUGGGAUUUGUCCAGCUUUAUCAGAUGCCAUCUCAGACAAUGGAAAGCCUUACUUCAUCAUACCAGUUGUCAUGUUUCUCAACUUUAUUUUACAACUUCCAAUCAUUCAGCAUAUAUUAGGAGAGAACAGUUGUCUAUUGCCAGACACCAAAGAAUUGACCAAUCAGGGUCUGAUGUUGCGACCUUUGCCCUUGCUGCUGUAUUUGAUUGCCCUGGGACUAGUCAACUUCCAGUGUCUAGUGAUUGACCUGGGAAUGAAAUUUCUGAGUCGUGUUGCCAGUCUUCUUCUCUCAUGUUGUCCUGUUCCGGCCAGUGGUGAUAGAUUAGUACAAACAUUCCUAGUGUUAGCCUUAGUGUUAUCUGGUGGACUCUGUGGUACACUGGGUCUUAUUAUCUGCUACUUCAUCUGUAUUGUUAAGGUGCUGAGGACCUAUCACAUUUUACGUCAGAACAUCCUAGAGUCCCGUAUACAGUCUCGCUAUAAUUUAUACCUGACUGUUCUACUCCUGUUAAUGUGGGUGACGGCCCUAAACUUACCUCCACUGAUUGUGUGGCUCAGGAAUAUACAGUUAAAUUUUAUAUUCAGCGACCCCAGCUGUGUGACGGCCAUUGUCUGUAUCCUGUCCGUGGGAGCCCUGUUUAUAUGUGAUGAUCCUCCCUCUGGAAGGAAAUGAUCAUUGGACCACUAUUUCCCGUCCUGUAUAGCUGUGUAUAUCCUAACCAUCUUACUGGUGUUGUAUGGGACCCUAUCCACCUACAGAAUAUCCUACUUCAUCAUGUGUGCUCUAAUCAUGAUUGCUGUGCCACAGGUUGUUAACAAAGUAACAUCAGCCCAGGAAAAGAAAGACACAAACAUGUAGUGUUAAACCGAUCUCAUAGUAAAACUAAAAAAGGAUUUUUUUUAUUUUUGAAAAACUGCAAUGAUGUCUAAUCAGUGUGUAAAGAAACUAGAUAUUUUUUUACUAAUUUUGAUUUUUUUCCCCUGAUUUUUUGUUGUGAUUGCCAAAAGUGAUUGAUACUCAAGACAAUAUUUCUAUGAUGGAUUCAUUGGAAAUACAUGUACAUAAACAUACAUGUUUCAUACAAUUUUAUUCUUUGAUAUAUCAUGGUUUGAUUUUCAGUGGUGCAUAUCACAAUAAUUUCUUUCAUUUUAAUCUUAUUUAAGACACUUGUCCGGAGACGUGAUUUAGUGUUAUGUUAAGACCAUACGGGAUUUACACAUUUGCACAUUCCAGUUUUAAGUUUCUUCUUUUGUUUACCACAUGAAAUGUGGAUUUGUAAAUCUUUUAUUUUAUGAUGCAACCAAAGGUGCAAUAUAUGAUUUUCAUUUUGAUAUAACACGUUUUUUUACCACAUGACAUGCAAACUGAGUAAUGAAACAUUUCUGAAAGAAAACCAUGUCAAUAAAUCUCUUGAU